CUCGGUACUCUACACCCUCCCUGACAUGUCACCCAUUCACGGUUAAAUGCAAUUUCAUAACUUCCAUUACCCCUUAUGGCUUCCUCUUCCUCUUCCUCUUCCUCUUCCAAAUCCCCUCCUCUUCUUCCCUCUCGCCAUUCUCCACAAUUCACCCCAAUUCAAGAAGAGCAUGAGUUGGAUGAGUUCAGUGAUGAUAGAAGCCAAAGUAGAACCACCCCAAGUGCUUCAACCGAUAAGGUUCUAACACCAAAGCAGCAGCAGCACCACCCUCCAACUCCUAUUGUUAACAAGGGCAAUGGAAAAUCCAAUCACAAGAAGAAAAGGUCUGAAUCAGAAGAAGAUGGUUCAGUGUCUUGCAACAAGUGUAGGCCACAUUCUAGAGACAAAAUCUUUGUGCUUCCCUUGGAUCACACCAACAGCAAUUCACAAAGCAAGCACUCUUCUUUGCUGGCGAGUCCCAAUGGGAUUUUCAGGUCCAUUGUUUCCAAGCUGACCCGGAAGAGUCCCAUGUCAGCGUCAGCAGAGCCCAUUCCAACAUCAAGAGAGGAACAGUGGAAGAUGGCUGUGGCUGAACUUUCUCACAAGCUUGUUCAAGCCACGAGGAAAAGGGACGAGGCUCUUCUAGAGGCUUCGAGGCUCAUGCACUCCAUGGCUGAGUUGGAGAAGAAGCUCAACAAGCUUGAGUUGUAUUGCCACAGCCUGAAAUCUGGCCUUGAAGAAUGCAGCAACAGUUCACCCUUUGCAAUGGGUAAGCCUCAAAGUUUCCACCAAGACACUGUGAUCCAACACUUCUUGGUGUGUGUGUCCGAAGCAAGGUCUUGUGUGAGGCUUCUUAGUCGUUCAUUAACCAUGCAAUUGAGACACAUGGGGAACAAGGUGUACGAGAAAGUUUCAUUUCUUCUACAACCUUAUGACAUAAGAGUGUCCUUCUCCAAGAGCCCAAGAAGCUUGCUUUUUUACUUAGAAGCCCUUUUGAAUAGAACCUUCUUUGAGGACUUUGAAACAAUCGGGUUCCAAAAGAACGCGUGUAAUCAAGUGCUGAACCCAAUGGAAAGGUGUGAGGCAAGUUUCGCUUCUUUCAACAUGCUUCAUGGGUUGACAUGGGAAGAGGUGCUGAGCAAAGGGACAAGGCACUUCAGUGAGGAAUUUAGCAGGUUUUGUGACAGGAAAAUGAGUGAGAUUGUGGCGAUGUUGGGUUGGAAUAGAGCAUGGCCAGAGCCACUUUUGCAAGCUUUCUUUGGUGCCUCAAAGAGUGUGUGGAUGGUGCAUUUGUUGGCAAACUCUGUGCAUCCAAGUCUUCCAAUUUUUAGAGUGGACAAAGGGGUGAGCUUUGAUUCGGUUUACAUGGAGGAUAUGGGUAGGGACAAGGCUUCUAAGUUGGUCCCUAGCAUGGUGAGGAUAAUGGUUGCACCAGGGUUUUAUGUCUAUGGCAGUGCUGUGAAAUGUAAGGUCCUUUGCAGGUACUUGAGCAAUAAUAGCCACAGUAAUAGUAACAAGGAAGACAAAGGUUUAACCCCAAGUACCCCUUAACUUUGUUUGGAUAAGCUUAUAUUGUAAUUUUUUUAGCCAAUAUUGUUGAUGUAUAUUAUAUUGGGGCAGAAGGGUUGAUUUUGUGAAAACUUUUUAUGUAGUGUAAUAGGCAAUGUUUCAUCAAGCUUGGGAUGUUGGUAUAUCGAGAUU
Molecule: messenger RNA, 1680 nt
Organism: Abrus precatorius (Indian licorice)
Lineage: Eukaryota; Viridiplantae; Streptophyta; Magnoliopsida; Fabales; Fabaceae
Product: IRK-interacting protein
Exons: 2
Coding region: 76-1530 (484 amino acids)
Source: RefSeq, a predicted model, not a curated record